AUGGCAAGUACACCGAAGUCAUAUGUUGUUACCGAAGUUUACAACUCAACCAAUUUCUUCGACAAAUUUGAUUUCUUCACGAGCGUUCUGAGCGGCGAUGUUCUCGAUGCCGACCCGAGUUGGGGAUAUGUCCAGUAUCAAAGUCGUGCCAUCGCUGAAGAGCUUGGCUUGGUCUCUGCUGACAAGGACGGGGUGUAUAUCGGUGCCGAGUCUGAUCUCACCUAUAACCCUUUUGGAUAUGGACGCAAAAGUGUAAGAUUGGAAGGUCGUAAUACCUACUCCCACGGCCUCUUCAUCGCCGACUUUAGUCAUUUACCCAAGCCUACAUGCGGUGCUUGGCCCUCUUUCUGGAUGUUUGGUGACCCAUGGCCCACGAAGGGAGAGAUCGACAUUGUGGAGAAUUGGAACGAUCUCGAGUUCAACCGAAACACGGCUCACGUAGACCACUCGUCUGUUGUUGGCGACUGUACCAUAAAGUCUACUGACAUGACUGCCUCACUGAUCGAGGCCCAGAACUGCGAUAACUACGACCCAGCACAGUACAGCAACCAAGGAUGCUCCGCCGAUGUCUACGGCCUCCCAUUCGGCUCAAGUAGUGGAGGCGUUUACGCUCUGGAGUGGACAAGCGAUUACCUCAAGAUCUGGAGUUGGACUCAUCUUUUAACCCCCAAUGACAUUACCUCGGGCACGCCUCAACCGUCUAAUUGGGGGAAACCAAACUUCGUGAUCCAGGACUGUAAUAUCGACAAGGCGUUUACUGAUAUGAAGUUCAUCUUGAAUAUUGACUUUUGUGGUGUCGCCGGAUUGGAUGGCAUAUGGGACAGCUGCAAAGCCAAGACAGGUUACGAUACAUGCACAGGCUACGUUGCUGAGAACCCGAAGGACUUCGAGGAAGUGUACUUCCAAAUUGAGGAUAUCAAAAUCUACGAG
Truncatella angustata is the source of this 930-nucleotide messenger RNA. RefSeq names its product concanavalin A-like lectin/glucanase. NCBI's taxonomy places the organism in Eukaryota, Fungi, Ascomycota, Sordariomycetes, Amphisphaeriales, Sporocadaceae. Gene Ontology annotation, biological process: glucan catabolic process. The record is from RefSeq and is a predicted model, not a curated record. Gene Ontology annotation, molecular function: hydrolase activity, hydrolyzing O-glycosyl compounds. The transcript is spliced from 3 exons. The annotation marks the transcript as partial.